UUGAUAAAUAUCAUUUUAGAUGAAAUCCGAACCGGAACUUACAAGCAGUUGUUCCAUCCUGAACAGCUAAUCACUGGCAAGGAAGAUGCAGCCAACAACUAUGCAAGAGGGCACUACACUAUCGGCAAAGAAAUCAUCGACCUGGUGUUGGAUCGAGUUCGCCGGCUGGCUGAUAACUGCUCUGGAUUGCAAGGAUUCCUCAUCUUCCAUUCCUUCGGCGGAGGUACCGGAUCAGGCUUCACUUCAUUAUUGAUGGAACGUCUAUCCGUUGAUUACGGAAAGAAGAGCAAGCUCGAGUUCUCUAUCUACCCAGCUCCUCAGGUUUCAACUGCUGUAGUAGAACCUUAUAACUCAAUUCUGACGACGCAUACCACUCUGGAGCACUCCGAUUGCGCUUUCAUGGUCGACAACGAGGCAAUAUACGAUAUUUGCCGUCGCAAUCUGGAUGUUGAGCGACCUAGUUACACUAACCUCAAUCGACUCAUAUCACAGGUGGUCUCUUCUAUAACUGCCUCUCUGAGGUUUGAUGGGGCCUUAAAUGUAGAUCUUACUGAGUUCCAAACUAAUCUUGUUCCGUAUCCUCGAAUACAUUUCCCUCUGGCGACAUACUCUCCCGUAAUAUCCUCUGAAAAGGCUUAUCACGAAACGUUAUCCGUCGGUGAUAUAACGAAUAUGUGCUUCGAACCCGCCAAUCAGAUGGUUAAGUGUGAUCCUCGUCAUGGAAAGUACAUGGCUGUUUGUAUUGACGAAGAAAAAUUGGAAACAUUGGAAGCGCAUGAAGUUCACAUGUUUUUGCUUCCAAAUGCAAAUGGAGUGCAGGCUCAGCAAAAGGACACCGCGUGUAACGUGCGAAGUAUCUCAGCGUCCUGUCCGCAUGGGCAAGAGAGCGGUGCCUUAAGAGAAUGUAUCUUGUUUCUGCGGAAUGAUAUUCUCACCAUUUUCAGGGGUGACGUUGUGCCGAAAGAUGUCAAUGCUUCAAUCGCUGCAAUCAAGACCAAGCGUUCAAUACAGUUUGUGGAUUGGUGCCCUACCGGUUUCAAGGUGAGUCCCUCACAAGACCUGUUAGCUCUCAGCUAGCU
Molecule: messenger RNA, 1079 nt
Organism: Cylicostephanus goldi
Lineage: Eukaryota; Metazoa; Nematoda; Chromadorea; Rhabditida; Strongylidae
Source: the annotation of a GenBank genome assembly